AUGAUUACAGGAGCCAAAAACAUUUCAAAGACAUUAAUUAGAUAUAUCAAUGAUAAAUAUUCAAGUUGUGAUGUUCAAUACUCCGCAGUUUUCUUUAGAGAUAUGGCAAUGGCAAGAUAUGUUGGUCACACACUAUGGAAUUACCCUGACAUUUUUGAUUUUCAAUCAUCUAAUUUCUUUAGUCCAGAUCGUUUUGAUUAUGUAUCAUGCGGAGGUGGAGCAGGAGAUGGACCUGAAGAUUGGGUUCAAGCAUUUGAUGGAGUUCUUGGAAUGAAUUGGAGAUCAAAGUCAAAGAAAAUCAUGAUUAUGAUUACAGAUGCAAGUUGCCAUGGAAAUAGUUUUGAUUCAAAAUUAGAUUAUACGAAAAGAGUAAAUGAUUGA
This is a messenger RNA of Trichomonas vaginalis G3, 381 nucleotides long. Its product is annotated as nuclear chaperone required for maturation and nuclear export of pre-60s ribosome subunits. Gene Ontology annotation, cellular component: cytoplasm. Lineage: Eukaryota; Parabasalia; Trichomonadida; Trichomonadidae. Gene Ontology annotation, molecular function: protein serine/threonine kinase activity. Bases 1 to 381 code for a protein of 126 amino acids. Gene Ontology annotation, biological process: peptidyl-threonine phosphorylation. The transcript has a single exon. The record is from RefSeq and is a predicted model, not a curated record.